AUGAACUAUAGAUUCCCGCCGUUGGCAUUUUGCCUUGUGCUAUCGAUACUAGGAUUCUCCACUUUCAAUGUGGUUCUCGCCUAUAAAUACUUGGCUGUCCUACCUACUGCCAGCAAAUCACAUUUCAUUGUGGGAUCAGCACUGAUGAAGGCUUUGGCUCACAAAGGUCAUGAGGUCUAUGUGAUUUCACCAUUUCUUCAGGAUCCACCCAUUGAUAAUUACCAUGACAUGCCAAUACCUAGGGUGUUGAGUGCAGCAGCAGCCACUUUAAGAAACUUUUUUGAGCUCAAUGAACGUAGUUUGUAUGGACGCAUUUUCACUCGUUUUGAUCUGGGCAUACAACUGACGGAGGUAGCUUUAAAGGAGCCUAAGGUUCAGCAGUUGCUAAAUUCGAAUCAGACUUUUGAUGCUGUCAUUUGUGAAGUCAGCUUGUCCGAGGCCCUAUUUGGUUUAAGCGAACAUUUUAAGGCCCCACUCAUAGGAUUGGGAACAUUUGGGGCAAUAUCUUGGAAUACAGAUAUGGUGGGAUCACCUUCGCCACCAUCCUAUGUACCAUUGGUAAUGAUAAGACUGACGGACCGCAUGACACUUAUGGAACGCGUACAAAAUUUGGCCUUUCUUACUUUGGAAAAGAUGAUAAUGGAAUGGUAUUAUUUGCCUCGCCAAGCUGCCAUAUAUCGGAAAUAUUUCCCCCAUUUGCCAAGGGAUAUGUAUGAGGUGCGCAAAAAUGCUGCUCUGGUAUUGUUGAACACCCAUGUCUCCUUGGCCUAUCCUCGACCUUAUGUGCCCAAUCAGAUAGAGGUGGGUGGCAUGCACAUUAAUCGCCAUAGGAAACCUUUACCUGAGAAGAUAGAGAAAUUCAUCAAUGACUCCAAACAUGGAGUGAUUUAUUUUUCCAUGGGCUCCAAUCUCAAGAGCAAGGAUAUACCUGUGGAAAAGAAAAAUGAAAUACUAAAAGCCUUUAAGAAUCUCAAACAAAGAGUGUUGUGGAAAUUUGAAGACAAGGAGUUAAAGGACAAACCUGAGAAUGUCCUCAUCAGUGAUUGGUUUCCCCAGGAUGAUAUUUUGGCCCAUAAAAAUGUCCAAGUUUUCAUAACCCAUGGUGGUCUGCUGAGCACCAUGGAGAGCAUAUAUCAUGGAGUACCUCUAGUUGGCAUUCCCAUAUAUGGAGAUCAAUUUAAUAACAUGGCCGCUGUGGAAAACAAAGGUUAUGGCCUUACAUUGGAUUACAGGACCCUUAGUGCCAAAAGUCUUUCUAAGGCUUUGGAAAGAGUAAUGCAUGAUGAACGAUUUAAACAAAACAUAAUGGCUACAUCACAACGCUACAGAGACCAGGAUAUGUUACCCCUGGACAAGGCCAUCUAUUGGGUGGAACAUGUGGUGCGUCAAAAUGGAGCCCAGUAUCUGCAUUGUGCCGGUUUGGAUUUGAAUUUUAUCCAAUAUCACAAUUUGGAUGCCAUGCUCAUAUUGUAUGGAGUUACUGCUUUGGUGAUAUUUUCUGUGAUUUAUUUCAUGAAACUGCUUAUUAAAGGACUAGUAAAAACUUUAAAGCCAAACCAGAAAAAGGUUAAGGAGAAACGGAAUUAA
Messenger RNA from Stomoxys calcitrans (stable fly), 1587 nucleotides. Its product is annotated as UDP-glycosyltransferase UGT5-like. Lineage: Eukaryota; Metazoa; Arthropoda; Insecta; Diptera; Muscidae. The record is from RefSeq and is a predicted model, not a curated record. Gene Ontology annotation, molecular function: UDP-glycosyltransferase activity. The transcript has 3 exons. Bases 1 to 1587 code for a protein of 528 amino acids.